This is a messenger RNA of Rattus norvegicus (Norway rat), 8790 nucleotides long. The record is from RefSeq and is a predicted model, not a curated record. NCBI's taxonomy places the organism in Eukaryota, Metazoa, Chordata, Mammalia, Rodentia, Muridae.
GGAUUGGAACUCAGGACCUCUGGAAGAGCAGUCAGUGCUCUUAACCACUGAGCCAUCUCUCCAGCCUUAGGACUCUUAACUAGCAGGGAGAGAGCUUUCUCAAGCAGAAAGCUACCUAUCUCAACAAGAGAGUUUUUCGAAUAGCAAGAAAAAGCUAGAGCAGAGCAGAACUACCCCUGCAUGCAUGCUCGCACACACACACGAGAGAGAGAGAGAGAGACAGAGAGAGAGAGAGAGACAGAGAGACAGAGAGACAGAGAGACAGACAGAGACAAAGACAGAAAAAGAGAGACACAGAAAGAGACAGAGACAGAGAGAGACAGAGAGAGACAGAGAGAGACAGAGAGAACUAGCUAGAAGUCUGAAGAGCUAUUUCAUGUGGAAAGCCAACUCAGCAGAGCGUAAGCCACCAGCUUGGACCCAUGAUUUGACUUCAAGUUGUUGUUUGUUUCCCUGCUGCUCUCAAACACCCCUUCUCUUAGGAACCCAGACCUAUUCGAAUUUAGUCUUUGGCAUCUGUGUUUUUUUUUUCUUUCUAUAUGUGAGAAUUGUGACAUCGAUACAUUGAUUGGUUAGAUCACAGGUAAUGAUUAGCAGGUAGCAUUGGCUCCUGAGCAAUCUACCUUCACAGUGUCAUCUUGAUCUUCAGCUAAGACCUUGUAGUACAAGACGAACAUCCCAGAGGCAUUCCUGUCCAUCGUUUUAAUAUUUUACAUGUUUCUGCCUCACUUUGAGCUAAGCAUGCCCUUAGAAAAAAAUCUCUGCUUUUACCUUGUGACCCAGUUCAGAAGAAGACUUAACUUAGCAUGCUGAGGAGUAGGCAAACCUCUGUGUGAGCGUAUCCAUAUUCCCUGGUAAAGCCUCAAUGCUUCCUUUUAUAGAGGAAAAUUAUUGUUUUGGAAAUGGCUCCCGUGCUCUCCUUGCCUGACACAGGGGGGAAAAAGAUUCUUAGCUCUCCUAACUAGAUAGUUGUACUGGCUAUCCUUGGUAGUUAAUUUAAAUAUAUCUGCAAUUAGCUGAAACUUAAGUAGUUGGCUAUUGUGGGGGAUUUUCAUAAAUCAAAGCUUUUGAAAUAGAAAAAUCCUUAUAAAAUCUGAAUCUUCUGAGUUGAUAAGAUCCAUCUUUAAACAGGGACACAGAUUACAUAUAUAAAGGACACUGAAGAUGAUAGAUACCUCUCUUUCUCUUUGUUUGUCUUGCCUCUGGCUAGCUAGUUCAUUUUAAAAAAACAAACAAAACUGGUGUUAGAGCUUAUUUCUUUCUUCAGAAUUCGGAUGUAUACUGAAGACCAGCUGAGGCAUGCAGUCACAUGGGCUAAACCAUUACUGGAUUCUCCAACUUUCCACAUGUAGACAGCCACUGUUGGCCUAGUAGAAUGACACGGCUCUUGAGGCGUUCUAAUAAAUCUGUUUCCAACAUGAUAGAGAGAUGGAGUCUGUCGGUUCUGUAUAUCUAGAGAAUCUUUACUAAUGCAGCUGUGGGUUUUGUUGUUCUUUGUUUGCUUUACCAACCCACUGAGGAAGAUAUGCUGGUUAACAACAGUGCUCCAGGGUUUGUCACGUCUGAACCCCGAAGAAAACACAAAACAAAAGUCUCGUUUCCUAAUAUCUCUCUUUAAUUGUUAAUAUUCUGGGCACCUUUCCACUUGUGGGACAGACUGAUAACUGCACUGGCUAUGCCAGUUAUGUACCUUGAUUGUAGAAGGAAGAAGGGGAAGUGCCUACUGAGUGCUGUAAUUGGAGCUCAGGCCAGCUCCAAAGUUGCAACAAGGUAGCACAGCGUCACUUCUCAGAAAGGAAAGAGCAGUGCAUCCAGAAGCUGAGCAUCCAGAAGCUGGAGUUGUGGAUCCUCCCCGGACUUGGGUGGGAAAACAGACGCAAGUUGUACUAAAAUGCAAAGCUCUGGAGAUCUGCAAAACGUCUAGCCUCUGACUGGAAGCCUGUGCCUAGAAUUACUCCUCCACUUUUGUCCCUUCAGCACACUCUAACCUUAAGGGUGGUGCUUAUGUCACUCAAGACUCAUUAGCCAAUCAGCACAUCUACGCGGCCCUACCAAUCAGAGGAGAAGGCGGGCUUUUCCGGGAGCAUUCCAGCGAGUUCCCGUCGGGAGCUUUCUUGCAAGUUUCCCUCUGAAGCCGAACAGUCAGGAGUAUUUCCGUUUGACGUGUUCUGUCUGCUGCUGCUGGGUGCUGUGAGGAGAGCUCCGGCAAGCUCAGAAGUCCCGACAUGGGUGUUGUGACCUAUGAUGAUGUGCAUGUGAACUUCACUCAGGAAGAGUGGGCUUUGCUGGAUCCUUCCCAGAAGAGUCUCUACAAAGAUGUGAUGCUGGAGACCUACAGGAAUCUUGCUGCUGUAGGCAACAAUUGGGAAGACCAUAAUAUUGAAGAACAUUUUCAAAGUUCUAGAAGACAUGGAAGGCAUGAAAAAAGUCCUAUUGAAGAGAAAUCCUCAGAAUUUACUCAACAUGGUAAAAUCUUUGCUUAUCACAGCCAUUCUCAAAGACAUCAACAAAUUCAUACCGGAGAGAAAUCCUAUGAAGGUAUUCAAUAUUUUGAGUCCUUUGCAUAUCACAGUAGUAUACAAAUACAUAAAAGAACACACGGCGGAGACAAACCCUCUAAUUGUAACCAAUGUGGUAAAGCCUUUACAGCUCACAGUUCUCUUAAAAUGCAUAAAAGAAUUCAUACAGGUGAGAAACCUGACGAAGGUAAUCAACGUGGUAAAGACGUUCCACAACACAGUCAUCUUCAGCAACAUGCAGGAAUUCAUACUGUGAAAUGUAGCCAAAGUGGUAAAGACUUUGCAUGUUAUACCGAUCUACAAAUACGUCAAAGAACACAUACUGCAGAGAAAGCUUAUGAAUGCAAUCUCUGUGGUAAGGCCUUUGUACAGCACAGUCAUCUUGAAAGGCAUGGAAGAAGUCAUACUGGGGAGAAACCCUAUAAAUGUAAUCAGUGCGGUAAAGCCUUUUCACAAAGCAGUAAUCUCCAAGUGCAUAAAAGAACACAUACUGGAGAAAAACCCUUUGAGUGUAAGCAAUGUGGGAAAGCCUUUGCAAGUCAGAGUGGUCUCCAACAGCAUAAAAGAACACAUACGGGAAAGAGACCCUUUGAAUGUAAGCAGUGUGAUAAAGCCUUUGCACGUCACAGUCAUCUUCAAAGACAUCAAAGAAUUCAUACUGUAGAGAAGCUCUAUGAAUGUAAUCAAUGUGGUAAAUCCUUUGCACAAAACAAUCAUUUUAUACAACAUAUACGAACACAUACUGGAAAGAAACUCUAUGAGUGUAAGCAAUGUAAUAAAGCCUUUGCAUGUCAAAGUGGUCUCCAGUAUCAUAGAAGAACACAUACUGGAGAGAAGCCCCAUGGAUGUAAUGAAUGUGGGAAAACAUUCAUAUAUCACAGUUAUCUUCAGAUACAUCGAAGAACACAUACUGGAGAGAAACCCUUUGAAUGUGACCAAUGUGGGAAAGCCUUUGCACGGAACAAUAAUCUCCAAGUGCAUAAAACAAUACAUACUAGAGAGAAACUCUGUGAAUGUAAGCAGUGUGGCAAAGCCAUUUGUAAGUCACAGUAGUCUCCACGUGCAUAAAAGAACACAUGCUGAAGAGAAACCCUAUGAAUGUAAGCAGUGUAGCAAAGACUGCACAGCAAAGUGGUCUCCAGAAACAUAAACAAAUGCAUAAUGGAGAGAAACCCGAUGAGGGUAAUCAAUGUGAUCAAGCCUUUGCAUGUCAAAAUGGUCUCCUGUAUCAUAAAACAACACAUCCUGGAGAGAAACCCUAUGGAUGUAAUGAAUAUGGUAAAGUCUUUCACCUGGCAGUUAUUUUCAAAUAUAUAAAAGAAUACACAUACUGGAGAGAAACCCUUUGAAUGUGACCAAUGUGGUAAAGCCUUUGCGUGAAGCAGUCAUCUCCUAACAUAUAAAAGAAGACAUACUGGACAGAAACCCUAUGAAUGUAAGCAAUGUGGCAAAACCUUUGUGUGUCAAAGUGGUCUCCAAUAUCAUAAAAGAACCCAUAACAUAUACAGCAAAGAAACCCUAUGAAGGUCAUCAAUAUGAUCAAGCCUUUGCAUGUGAAAGUGGUCUCCUGUAUCAUAAAACAACACAUGCUGGAGAGAGACCCUAUGGAUGUAAUAAAUAUGCUAAAGUCUUUGUACUUCACAGUUAUCUUCGUAUAUAUAAAAUAAUACAUACUGGAGAGAAAUUCUUUGAAUAUGACCAAUGUGGUAAAGCCUUUGUGUGUCAAAGUCGUCUCCAGUAUCAUAAAAGAACCCAUAACACACAGGAAAGAAACCCUGUGACUGUCAUCAAUGUGAUAUACCCUUUGCAUGUCAGACAUCUUCAAAGGCACUAAGGAAACUAUAAUGUAGAGAAACUCUGAGUAUAUUUAACAUGAUAAAGCCUUUGUACAUUUCUGUAGUCUUCAUCAUCAUGAAAGAAACCCAUAGUGGAGAGAAACAAUGAGUGUACUACAUUGGGUCAAGCCUUUUCACAUUUCACAAGUCUUCAUCGUCUUGAAAGAAUGCAUACUAGGGCAAGGCUAUAUGGAUAUAUUUAAUAUAGUGAAACAUUUGAACAUUUCUACAAUCUUUAUCAUCAUGAAAGAAUUUCUACUGGAGAGAAACUAUGACUAUAAAGGAUUUGGCAAUAUGUAUAGCUGUCACAUUUAUAUUCAGUCAAACAGGAUUAUUUUUCUGGACAAAAAAAUGGGACAAGUGUCAACAAUCUAUUCAAACUUUAUGGUUUGAUGUCCCUCUUUAUUUUGUUUGUACUUGUGAGCACAGAAAUCCCUGUUUAUUUUUGUUUGUACUUAUAAUCACAUUUCUCUACAAUUACAUGAAAUAGCUCAUUCUGAUAUAAAACUUUCAUAGUUUGAAAUGUUUGGAGUAGGAAUUGAAGUUUGCUGUAUGUCUUACAAAUCUAUUUACAAAAGUGCUUUUUUUGUUGCUGUGAUAAAACACAAUGUCUAAGGCAGCUUAUAAAAGAGAUUAAUUUGGCUUAUGGUUCCAGAAAGGUAUGGGAUCACCAUGACAGUCAUGAAAUGUCACACAUGGCAGCUAAAGCAGGGUGAUCAGAGCUCACAUCCUCAUCCUAAAGCAUGAAGCAGAGAGUGUACACUAGAAAUGGUGUAUAGAUGUAAAUUCUCAAACCUACCCCAAGUGACAUAUUGCCUCCAACAGGACAGCAUUUUUUUAAGUCUUCCAGAAGGAUACUACCAGCUGAGGAUUGUACUUCAACCGUACACACUUGCUUUCUGUUACAUGAACCAAUUUAUGGUGAAGAAAAGCUUUAGGUAAGCCUUUAAAUACCUCAAAACCUGAGUCACAGGAAUGAAUGCUUACACACUAAAUACAUUUAUGAGUAAAACUUAUUUGGUCAACCAGUUCUAUUCCUUUUAAUUAUGUGAUGUCAGUGUGUCCUUUUGUGUGUAUGAACACGAGCAUUGUUGGUUCUCAAGAAGAUUAGAACUCUUGGAUCUUCUCAUAGCAGGAAUUAUAGGAAGUUAUCAAAAACCUGACCUUUGUCCUGGGAAUAAAUUUGUCUUUACACAGCCAUGUCUCUAGCCCUGUAAACAUUUUCUUUUCUUUUUUUUUUUCGGAGCUGGGGACCGAACCCAGGGCCUUGUGCUUGCUAGGCAAGUGCUCUACCACUAAGGUAAAUCCCCAACCCGCCCUGUAAACAUUUUAAAGCCUUUAUAUAUCAUCUUGAUGCCAGGAAAUAGGAAAGAAUUCAUACAAGAGAAACAUCUUAUUCAUGUAAAUGACUUGAUAAAGCCUUUACUGUGAUUAUAUCACAGGUGUCUUCAGUUUCAGGGAAAAAUACCAUUCAUUUCUUUUUCAUCAUAACCUUGCAGCAAGGAAAUCAUUUACCAUGCUCACUCAAAUGUAGUUGAAGAGAUCACCGAUUGUGGUUGUGGUUUCUAUUUAGAACCAUUUGGAGUAGGUAUUGAAGUUUGCUGUAUGUGUUACAAAUCCAUUUACAGAAGUUUAUUGGACUGUUCUUAUAGCUCUUCUGUGGCUCCUGUUCAUCUUCUUUUGCAUUGUCACUUGGUGAUAGUUAUCCUUCUGCCAAAAUGUAUAGAAUGACAUACCCCUCAUCUUAAAUGACCCAUUGCUUAUUUAAACUUCAGGCAGUAUGUGAUCACACUUUUUUAGUAGAUGUACCUGUGAAAGGGUGGUGGGUGGUGGUUCCUUGUUUUGUUUUGAAUUUUCACAUAUUCUCUUCACAUAUUGUGCUUUGUUAUCUAGCCCAGCUCGAAGAGAAUACGACAAGAGAAUGUAGCAUUAGAUACUCAUGUGUAUUCAAAAGAGCAUUUUCAUGUAUCUGCCAGAGAUGUAAUGAAGUAGGAUAAUCAGCAACCAACCGUCUAUCAGCAGCAUGACUUCAUUGGUAUGGAUGUGUACUUACUAUUACAUAUUCCAUGCUUCUACAUGGUCCCAUUACUUACCAUUUGGUACUUCUUCUUGAGUUCUGCCUUCUAAGAAAAUCAUCUCUAUUAUCUAGAGAUGCCAGAAACUGUAACAGCAAUAUGAUUUAUUUUUCAUAAAGCAUUUCUGUAUAUGUGUAAUGUGAUGACGGUUUUUUAGGUGGAAACUAGGUGACACCGCUGUAGGAUCUACUUUGGACAUCUUUAUCCAAUGAUCAUGUUCAAGAGGCCAGCAUUGCAUAGUGUAGACAUUUCCCACCGAGCCCAUCCCACCGAGUAAAAUUAGUUGAAACAUUACAUUAGUAAAAUAUUGCUUUUUCAGAUUGUAAACAGCACGUCUUCCCCCCCCCCCCCACUAUUUUUGUGAGACUAAACUUGCCUUGAUGCUAAACUCUAUUGAAAUCAUGACCUGACUACUCGUGCACUGAUGCAUGAUGAUGCACUGUUGACUAUGCUAUCCAGUUGAUUGUAUGACAGACUGAAACAGAUGAAUGAGCUUUCCUUACCAUUCAGGAGUCGUGCAUUACUCAAUCACUGUGCAUGUAGUAACCUCACUGGAUGUAGUUUACAUUUAGGUGUUAUAAAGAACCUGCAGGUAAAGCCAGUUCCCGGGUCUAUGCCCUUAUGACUAGCUGCUCAGUGAACAGUGCUGAUAUGGGCCCAGGAUUAUGACUUCACAGCUGUUGUCUGCCUAUUCUCUUCCUAUUUAUUCAAUAUAGUACUGCACUUGAAGUUUUAGCUAAGGCAGUAAGACAACAAAAGGCAAUCAAGGGGAUAUGAAUUGGAAAGGAAGAAGAUAUCACUAUUUGAGGAUGCUGUGAUAAUAAAUACCUAAGUGACCUCAAAAAUUCUACCUGAGAACUCCUAGAGCUAUAAACAACUUCAGCAAAAUGGCUGGAUAUAAGAUUAACUCAAAUCAGUAGCCUUCCUUUAUACAAAUGAUAAGCAGGCUGAGAAAGAAAUUAGAGAAACAACACCCUUUACAAUAGCCACAAAUAAUAUAAAAUAUCUUAGUGUAGCUCUAGCCAUGCAAGUAAAAGAUCUAUAUGACAAGAACUUCAAGUCCCUGAAAAAAGAAAUCAAAAAGACCUCAGAAGAAAAAUCUUCCAUGCUCAUGGAGUAGUAGGGUUAUCAUAGUGACAAUCGCCGUGGGUAGAACCAGAAAAUAUCCUGAGGUAACCCAACCACAAAAGGACAUGCACGGUAUGUACUCACUGAUAAGAGUAUAUUUGCCAAAAAGUACAGGAUACCCAUGAUACACCCCACAGACAGUAAGAAGUUUAUCAGAAAGGAAGGCCCAAAUGAGGAUGUUUCAAUCUCACUUAGAAGGGGGAACAAAAUAAUCCCAGGAGGAAGAGGGAGGGAGGGACCUGGCAGGAGAAGGGGUAAAGAGGGGCAGGAUUAGGUAGGUAUAGGGGGAGAAAGGAGAGAAGCCCAGAGGGCCAGGAAAAUGAAGAAAAACAUUCGACUGAAAGGAUUAGAAGGUGGGGAUACAUCUGAAAACCAGAGACCUGGGAUGUGAGAAUUUCCUAGGACUCAAUGGUGGUGACCUUAGCCAAAAUGCCCAACUGUGGAGACGAAGAACCUUUGUUGACCACCUCCAGUAGUUAAACAGGGUCCCCAGUGGAGGGAUGGGGACACCAACCCACCUUCUGAAUUUUAGGCCCAGAAUUGCUCCUGUCUAAUAGAAAUUCAGAAACAAAAAUGGAACAGAAACUGAAGGAAAGGGUAUCAGGUAACAGGCCCAACUUAGGAUCCAUUACAUCUCUGGGCACCAAACCCUGACACUAUUACUGAUGCUAUGUUGUACUUGCAGAAAGGAGCCUAGCAUGGCUGUCCUCUGAGAGGCUCUACUUGCAGCUGACUGAGACAGAUGCAGAUUCUUACAGCCAACCAUUGGAAUGAAGUCGGGGACCAUGAUGGAAAAGUUAGGGAAAAGAUUGCUGGAACUGAAGGGGAUGGCAACCCUAUAGGAAGUCCAACAAUGUCAACUAGCCUGGACCCCUGGGAGCUCCCAGAGACUAAGCCACCAACCGAAGAGGAUACACAGGCUGGUCCAAAGGUCCCUGGCAUGUAUCUAGCAGGGGACUAUCUUGUCUGGCCUCAUUUGGAGGGGAUGUGCCUAAUUCUGUAUAAACUUAUGCCCCGGGGUAGUGGGAUGUGGAAGGUGAGGGUAGAUGGGGGUGGGCAGGUAAGGGGGGCAGGGUGAAUGAGUGAGGGUGACAUCGAGGUUGGGAGCACCCUCUCAGAAGCAAAGGGGAGGGGGAUGUUGUGAAGAACUCUUGGAGGCAGAAUUGGAAAGGGGGGGGGGAACAUUUGGAAUGUAAAUAAAACAUUUAAUAAAAAUAACAAAAAAGAAAAAAA